CAGACCCUGAAUUCCUGCACAGUGCUCGGGCUAUAUUCUGUUGUGCAUGCAGCCCACAUGUGUGGAGUUAAACUUCCUCGUCCUGCAGAAGAAGAAGGAGGAUAGAGGGCGUGACGUCGCUGCCCGCAGAGAGGCCCGCACGGUGCAGGAGACCGGGGCAGAGAGGCAGGAAACACCGCAGAGUACACACCGAGCACCGAACAACCGGCAACUUUGCAGAGGAGAAAUACAGCCAUAAUGCGGCACCGCCCGCCGACCCGCCAGCUGAUGUGACAGUGCAGACGCAGGGAGGAAGCGGCGGACACCACCACCUCUCCCCGGUUGCCUCGCAUUGUCGCGGUUGUCUGGAGAGAGGAGGAGGGAGGGGGGGGACAUGUCCUCGCUAACCGUGGAGGAGGACCAGAAAUGGUUACCGACACACGUCCAGGUGACUGUGCUGAGAGGCAGGGGCUUACGGGGCAAGGGCAAGCAUGGCACCAGCGAUGUGUACACCAUCAUCCAGCUGGCGAAGGAGAAAUACUCGACCGGCGUGGCGGAGAAGACCACGGAGCCCGAGUGGAGGGAGGAGUGCUCGUUUGAGCUGCAGCCCGGCGUGCUGCAGGGCGGCGGGCGGAACGGAGGCUGUCCGGCCGGUGCAACCGAGCUGGUACUCAUCGUGAUGCACCGGGCACAUAUGGGGAUGGACGUGUUCCUGGGACAGGUUGUGAUCCAGCUGGAUAAGGUCUUCCAUGAGAGUAGAUGCGUGAAAAACGAGUGGUACAAGUUAAACUCCAAGUCGGGGAAGAAGGAGAAGGAGCGAGGAGAAAUCCAAGCCACCGUGCAGUUCACCAGAAACAACCUGACGGCCAGCAUGUAUGACCUGGUCAUGACGGACAAGACCGCCUCCACCUUCGGAAAGCUGAAGGAGCGCAUCAAGGGGAAGAGGAGAUCCAGUGAGGAGGACUCUUCCUCAGCCGUGCUGCCGAGUGGAUACGGCUCCCUGCACCGGAUGAGGCAGCGACUCCCGAGCGACGGAGGCGGGGAGGAAGACUACGAGGACGACGAGGGAGGGGAGGCCCGGCGCAGCAAGAUGAGGACUUUCUUCCUGAGGGGGAAGCUGAGGAAGUCCUCGGACACUCGCUCCAGCACGUCGCUGGGUUCAGAGAGCAGCGAGUCGUCCCGGGGGGGCAGUCUGAGCCCCACCGCCGGCAUCAGCAUGGUGGUGUCCGACCUCUCCAACUCCCCUAGCAACAGCAGCAACCUGUCCCCUGACAACAGCCCAGAGCACACGGCAAACUCUCUCCAGUGUGAGUUUGGAGACGAUCCCGGGGAGAUCUCCAUCAUCGUGCCUCCUCUUCCAACCGCGUGGGUCAACGGAGGCGACACUUACAGUGACCUGCCCCUGGACAAAGGCUCAGUAAACCCUGUGGAUUCUCUAGGCCUGCCGCCGCUGCAGAAGUCUUUGCCUCUAUCCGUGUCUUUGCAGAACCUCAGGCCUGCCUCGGCCGCCCCAAAGAGCCCCAUGGGAGACGGGCGGCGCUGGUCCUUUGACAAGCCCGACGAGGAGGAGAAGGCAGCCAUAGCGGCGGCGUUGGAGAAAAGCGGCCCCAUGCUGGGUGACGAGGAGGAGGAGGAGGAAGAGGAGGGAUUGGGAUAUGCUGCUCAAAUCAAGUCCUCCUCCUCAACGGUGGAGUCCGGGAAAAAGCAGAGGAGGAACUUUUUCUCCCACGGGAGAGGGGAGUCUGCUGGGAAAGGGCAGAGUCGGGGCAAAGAUGAGUCUGAACAGGCCCCCGCCGCCGAGGAGAAACACAAGGGAUGGUUUGGAUCAAAGGACUCGAACAGCAAACCCAGCCUGGUGGUGUCCCCUAAACUAGAGACCAGCACUGACCCCCACCCCCCUCCACUCCCACCCAGUCACCCCCCGGGUCCCCCUGUCGAUCCUCUGGUUUCCCUGCAUCACACUAACCCCUUCUCACAGAGCACCUCACCUCCCAUGUCCCCCUGCAACCCUUUCUUAUCUUUCAUCCAGCAAAACCCUUUCCAUGGCACCAUGCUUAACGCUGAGCCCCUAAAACCUUCGCUGCCUACUCUGCCUUAUCUCUCCAGCGCCCGGCCUCCCAUAGCUCAGUUCUUUCCGCAGGCGAGUAACCCUUACCCCACACUCAACGACGAAAACCCAACCGCAGAGGAUGCUAAGAAACGACCUCUUCCUCCACCUCCCACAUACGAAGAGAAACCUUUCAGCGUGAAGUCGUCCGAUCAUUUUAUGUCUGCCGGGGCGCCGGAACCUGAAUGGGACGAAUCCUUUGAAGCGUUUGCUGCUGGCAGGCUGCAGUCUCCCGAGGACCUGACCGCAGACUGCAAAACAGAGCAAAACACACCCAGUGAGCAUUCACUGGAACACUGUAACGAAAAAGCAGCAUUACAACCCAUAACGGAUCAAAACACUAACGUGAAUGAUGCAGUACAUACUCAACCUUGCACAGAAUUUGUAUUUGAUACACAGAAAUCCAACGCAUAUCAUCUUGACACAUUCGCACAUUCCCUCGAGACAAUCCCAGAGCACACCAGCUUUGAGAAUGACAAUGACACUUUGAAUACUUCCACUAACUCGCCAACACCAGAUGCUUUCACUGACCCUCAUCAAACUAACGCUGCUACUAACACAAAUGAUGUUACUGACACUAACGUGCAUCCCAGCCCCGGGCAGGCCUCGUCUGUGAAGCUCAGCAGCAGCUCCCCAGAUCCGACUUCUUCAGGCCUCGGCAGUUCUGCAGAAGAGGAUUUCCUCUCGUGUGUCUCUUCUUAUUCAGACAAAUUCUCUGCGUCAUCCUCGGAGGAAGCCGAGACACAGAACUAUGAAAGCAGCAUCUUCGGCUUUAAGAAAUCAUCCGAUUCAUCUGUUGUAAGGAAGCCCUCUGAAUCAGAAGAUGACGUUACUGACAGGUCCAUUGAUCUGGAUUUAGGCGAUGUGUCUCAACAUGUUAUGAAGCAUGGUGAUGGUGAUGAAAAGACAGAUUUAGACGGGAUAUUAGCAGCACCAAUGUCGACAGUGCUUACAAAGCAGCAGUCAGCAACAGAGAUAAGAAGUGAGUCACCAAUCUUUUCAUACUUUUCACCAGAACUACAGCCAAAAUCCUACAUUUCGUUACAGCCCGACAAUGAAAAGGGAAAGAAAGGCAUCGACAAGGAGGAAGCCGAGAAACAGAACUUUGAAAGCAGUACCUUCUGCUCUUUUAAAGAAGAAGAAUCUGUUGCUAAGAAUCCCUCAGAAUCAGAAGUUGACAUUACUGACCAGUCCAUCUGUCUUUCUUUAGAUGAUGAAGCCCAGCACAAUGUUAUUCAGCAGAGCGAUGGUGGUGAAAAUGCAGAUUUAGACGGUAUAGAGGGCUCAUUGGUACCAACGUCCCCAAAGGUAACACAUCAGCAGCCUGCGGGAGAGACAGGAAGUAAGGAUGCAGAUACACAGUCACCAAACUUUUCGUACUUUUCACCAGAACUGCAGCCAAUAUCCAAAAUAUAUUUACAGCCUGACAAUGAAAAUGGAAAGGAAGGCAUCAACAAGAAGGAGGAAGCCGAGAAACUGAACUUUGAAAGAAGCAUCGUCGGUUUUUGUAAAGAAGAAGAAUCUGUUGUAGGGAAGCCGUCAGAAUCAGAAGUUCACAUUACUAACAGAUCCAAUGAUCAGUCAUUAGCCCAGCACCAUGUUACUCAGCACAGAGAUGGUGGUGAAAAGGCAGAUGUACACGGUAUACAGGGCUCAUUGGGACCAACGUCACCAGUGCUUACACAUCGGCAGCCUGCAGGAGAGACAGGAAGUGAGGAUGCAGCAGACUUGUUACAAGAACUACACACAAAAUCCAACAUAUUUGUACAGUCUGUCAAUGAGAAUGGAAAGAAAGGCAACAUCUCUGCGAAGGAUUUUGUGUCAGGUAUCUCUCCUUUUUCAGGCAAAUUCCCUGCGUCCUCCUUGGAGGAAGCUGAAGAACAGAACUUUGAGAGCAGCGUCCUCCGAUUUAGUAAAGAAGAAUCUGUUGAAAAGAAGCCGCCAAAAUCAGAAGAAGACGCUACUGACCGGUCCUUUGAUCUGUCUUUAGUGGAUUUAGCUAAGCACAAUGUUAUUCAGCACGGGGAAACUGAUGGAAAGGCUGAUUUAUAUCUUGACACAUUUGCACAUUCCCUCGAGACAAUCCCAGAGCACACCAGCUUUGAGAAUGACAAUGACACUUUGGCACCGCUGUCCCCAGUGAUACCACAUCAGCAGCCUGCAGGAGAUACGGAGAGUGAGGAUGCUUCAAGCUUUUCAAACUUGUUAACAGAACUACACACAAAAUCCGACAUCUCUUCACAGCCUAACAAGGAAAAAGGAAAAGACGUUGGUGAAAUGAACACAUCUGUAGAGGAUUUUUCUAAAUUGUUAAAUGAUUCCUCAAUAUCUGAAAUAAACACUACGGAUGUGACGAGUCCAGAUGAUAAACUGUACUCCACACAGCCAUCACUACGCAUCAGAACCUCCUCCCCCGAUGUGAGGCACGGUUCAUCUGGCUCCCCCAUUGAGAGCACUGGUUUAGGAGGGCAGGAUGCAAGCCAGCGUCCAGUUGUACCAUUUGGGCUUUUUGACGACUUCUUCAACACCAGUCCCAGCCAAGACUUUGACGACACCAUGGUGCACACUCCUGCGUCUGAUCAAAGCACCAGCAGCUUCCUCCAAAGCCUUUAUGUCAGCACCAACUCGCAGGAUUACCAAACCUGUGGGUCUCAACCUUCCUCCAGCGGCUCAGAGCAAAACGAGACGCGGCACUCUGCAAAUUCAACGCUGUGUGGCGACCUGAUUGAGAUUCAGACAACCCCUGAGGCUGCUUUGGACCAAAAAGACUCCAGAAGCCAGCCAUUUCACGAGGAAUUCGACGUUAUUGGAGGCUCUUUCUUUGGAGCCAAGGACACUACACCAACUCUUAAACCAAGCUUCACGAUAGAGGAUAACUUCGGUUUACUUUCUGCAGCAUCAACAGACCUUUACAAGAGCUAUAAUCCAUGGAAUCUAGAUGACGAAGCUGUGGAAUAUCAGCAUGUCGUCUUGGGUGACAUGUUCUCGAAAUCCCCUCAGGCACAAAGUACUACACUACCCCGCUCUCACUCUGAAGGCACAUUGACACCUGCCUUUGAAGACCUCCUGCAGCCCUCCUAUGGGAGCGAUCCCGGUGCAAUACAGGCGUCCUCCUCGGCUCCUCCUCUGAGCCCUGACCUCCCCUCUCUGACCUCCUUUGCUCCCUCUCUAACUCCUUCAAGUAGUAUCUCCUUUUCCCUCCCUUUUCUUUACAACGCUACGGCGAGAUCACCACCCAGCACGGCAAUGCUUGAGGAGAUGCACCGGCAGCAGCAGGCAGCCAAUCAGCAGAUCAGCCCCCACCCAGUGAAGCCCCUCACCACCACCACGUCAGCGGAGGAGAAGCGGACGGAGGGCCGCUCCGUGCUGGCCACCGGCCUCGAGAAGCUCAAGUCCUCCAUCAGCCCGGGGAGGAGCAGCCAGCUGAGCGAGCAGGAGACCAGCAAGAAGAAGCCUGUGUCGGAAGGGGCGGGCUCGUACUUCCACCUGAACCACAGCGAGCUGGUCGCCCUGCUGGUGCAGCGGGAGGAUGAGCUAGAGCGCCAGGAGGACGAGUUUAAACGCCAGAAACGCCUGCUGGCGAAGCGCGAGGUGGAGCUGAAGAAGUUGAAGCCGCAGGUCAAAGAUCUGGAAGACUACAUAGACACGCUGCUGGUGCGCAUCAUGGAGCAGAAGCCCACUCUCCUGCAAGUGCGCUCCAAGCUAAAGUGACCAAACGUUUGCAGUUCACUACACAACAGCUCUUUAGUCUUUUCACUGCUAUGCUGUCCUUUUUGAUACAAAUAUGUAGGCACUGAGAGACGUCUGGAGGGCGGCCAUGUUUCCCACCCGGCAUGCUUUUCUGUGCUGAAACUCGUAGAAGGCUUUGGGUUCGGGCGGUUCUGAAUGUAGCGGGUCCUCAGGUUGUUUUCAGGUUCACAAAGCAAGGUCACAGAGGAGAGCCCGGAUGCGUCCACAUUGGAAUCCUGAUUGUAAAAACAAUGAUUCCUUCUUUUUUCACCUCACCUCACUCCUAUCCCCUUACCACAAAAUGUUUGAAAGAAAUUAUAGCGUGUCAGUCCAAAACAGCGUAUAUCUACAAACCUCACACAGCUUUUCAGCCUCUCACACAGCUGUGUUGCUGUGCUUUAGGACAGGAGAGCCACUCUGAUGGUUUACCAUGUUUAAGACCAUUAACUACAAACUGCAUAUUCUUGAAAUCAAAGCUGGAUAUUUCUGGAGCGCACCAUCAGGUUUAGAUAGAUGUUAUACCUUCAAGGCAGCCACUGGGUUCCCUUCAUUUCAGUGUUGCAUGAAACUCAAACUGCAGGGAAAUUAAACUGAACAUUUUGACGUCUUUUUUAAAGUUGUUAAAAAGAGGGACAUAGUUAAAAUAGUGAAAGACUCCGAUGUAAGAUUCGGAUUGAACCCUCAAACAAAGCUAAAAAAGCUAAAGAAUCAGCAUUUUGAAAACUGGUUUGAACAGAACUGUUUCCAGUUUAAUGCUAAGCUAAGCUAAUCACAUCCUUGCUCAAGUUCCACACUUAGUGAAGAGAUUUAAAAUAGGUAAAACUCAUCUCUUCUAACUAUAGGCAAUAAUUGUAAUUUCGCUAAAUUAAAAGCAUAUUUUAAAAUGAACUUAAACUAAUGGCUGCUAAAAAAAAAACAAAAAAACAUUGACAAUCUUCAAACAGACUUUGAAAGGUAGUAUAUAUAUUUUAAAGUAUGCCCAAUAGUUGGUUAAUAAGGUAAAAUCAUGCAAAACCACCGAAUGGGACUCUGGCUGUGAUUUGCUUCCCUUUUAAAAAAACAUGUUGUUUUGGAUUGACACUCUACAAAUGUUCCCCCAAUGAAUACCGAGUGCUCUGACUAGUUUUUGAAACUACAGACCCAACGUGCACAUCACUGGGAACUGACUGUAGCUUCUGAAUGUUCAAAAGUGUUCUUAGCCAGCAAGUGAAUGGUUUUAUUUCCGACGCAGGAUAAGUGCUGUUUAUCUUUUGCUUGCUCCUUUUUCCUAUUUCUUUUUCCUUCUUUCUGUUCUAUGGGCAUGUCUUGAAAUUACCCACAAUGCUCAGCCACAUAAGCUAAACAGAUUCUUGUAUGGGUCACGGUGUUAUCAGGUGAAGACAGUAUCAAGAUCAGCCAUCAAAAGCUCCUCUGAUCUCAUGCUUCUGCCUUCCCACGUGUGUUAUCAACAUGACGCCGCUGUUGAGGAAAUGCCUGCGACAUGCUGGCUCUUGACUCCCGUCCCUCGCUGUCACAUCCGCUUCUGCACAAGCACGCAAAUCGCUUCUUCUUUCAGGUGUUGCAAAGGGAUAUACAGUGCAUUUUACAGCAUAUAUGCCGUAUUGAAAUGCCAAAUGCUGCCUUAUUUUUGUUCUGUUUUGAAAAUCUAGCACUUCAUUUGAGGCAGGUUUUGAAGAAGAUAAGCCAUCUGUUCACUGACUGUUCGCUUUUUUUGUUUUACUUCUGUUAAUGCUUUGUUACAAUAUUGUUUAGAUCACUGCACAAUAUUAAAUUGUAUGCUUACGAAUAGAAAAUGAGCAGAUUUUCUGUGUAAUACCAAAAAAAAGCCUUGAAACAAAAUCUAUAGAGCAGAUUGAGACACCACAAAGUAUUCUGAUAUGAUGCCACGUUUAACAGCGUUUAUGGAUGUUCUUGCACUACUUAAUCGUCAGAACAUCACUGUACCUGUCUGUUGAUAUCGGUAUAGUUAGAUCUACUUUACACCGUACUGCACUUUCUAAUCGCUCUGUGAUUUAAGCACUAGGCCAAUUUGACACCACAUCCUUGAUUUUUGCCACUGAGCUUGAAGCAUACAAAAAAACAUCCAAAAACCGUCUGGUCAUCUCAGUUCUGCUGUGUGAUCGCAAUAUGAAGUGCGCAGAUGACUGUAGAGACAUAUUAAAAAUGUGACUCUGCACUUAUGAAGUGCAAGAAUAAACGUCCUCUUCCCAUGUCUUCCAUUUUAAUUUAAGUUUAAACUGAUUGUAUUUUUGUCCUUUUGAGUGUGUAGCCGGUGGAAUGUUCUUAAGGUAGUAUUUGAGAUUGGAAAGUUUACAAUUCGUGAUGCAAUUCUGUUUCACAAAUUUUGUAUAUUUAAUAAAGAAUAUUUUGUGUUUCUUGCUC
Messenger RNA from Notothenia coriiceps (black rockcod), 8197 nucleotides. RefSeq names its product RAB11 family interacting protein 5a (class I) (gene rab11fip5a). Gene Ontology annotation, molecular function: small GTPase binding. The transcript is spliced from 6 exons. The record is from RefSeq and is a predicted model, not a curated record. Gene Ontology annotation, cellular component: secretory granule; early endosome; phagocytic vesicle. Gene Ontology annotation, biological process: regulated exocytosis. NCBI's taxonomy places the organism in Eukaryota, Metazoa, Chordata, Actinopteri, Perciformes, Nototheniidae. The coding region runs from base 374 to 5797 and encodes 1807 amino acids.